Molecule: messenger RNA, 744 nt
Organism: Octopus sinensis (East Asian common octopus)
Lineage: Eukaryota; Metazoa; Mollusca; Cephalopoda; Octopoda; Octopodidae
Product: leucine-rich repeat-containing protein 4-like
Exons: 7
Coding region: 177-722 (181 amino acids)
Cellular component (GO): plasma membrane
Molecular function (GO): protein binding
Source: RefSeq, a predicted model, not a curated record
AGUCUGAUUGGUUAAGAAAAAGUUAGACCUUGUUUGACGGUGGUUUAUACGGAUAAACAUUAUUUAAUCUAUUUAACUUCUAAUAGAAGGAACGAAACAACAACAUUAGAGUAAAUAUGAAAUAUAUGACCAGCCGAACAUUGCAUUUCACCUUAGAUUAAUCUACGCCUGAAAAUAUGUUCCAGCAAUUGAAAUUGACUUUUGCGUUGAUACUCUUUAUGAGUUUCUGUUUGGAGUCUCAUGCUGCAUCAGACAUUUGCAAGACAUGCGAAUGUAAAAAUAAUGAGACAAGAAUAGAUUGUUCAUCUCGGGGACUGACCUCUGCCCCACAACCCAUUCCACCGAAUGUUGUAGAUUUGGACUUGAGUUAUAAUGAUCUCCAUACAAUCGAAGCUGAAACAUUCCCAAAUCUCUUCAGUUUACAAACUCUGGAUUUCCGCGGUAAUAAAAUCGAAGAAGUCAAUGAAGAAGCCUUCCGAAAUUUGUCCAGUUUAGAAUCUCUGGAUUUUCAAGAUAAUAAAAUCAUGCAACUCAAAGCAGGAACUUUCCAAAAUUUGUCUAAAUUAACAGAUCUGGAUUUGCGGGAAAAUAAAAUCAUGCAACUCAAAGCAGGAACCUUCCUAAAUUUGUCUAAAUUAACAGAUCUAUAUUUGCAAUACAAUGACAUCACAGAGAUUGAAGUAGGAUGUUUUCAAAAUCUUCCCAGUUUAAAGACUCUGUAAGUGGUAUUAAUUCUUUGAUUGU